GGGGAAGUGAGACGACCAGAAAUACUUUCUUUUCUAUUUAUUGUCCUGCUGGUUGAGCAUCAACAUGCUGAGCAUCAACAUGCUGAACGUUGCGCUGGUCGCUCUCAUCCUGGCGACUGUUUCUGCUGAUCCAGGUGAGAAGUUGUUUACUUGCUGUAAGAAAGUCAGCACAGCUGAGAUCACAGAGCCGAUAAUAAAGUUUGCGAUCCAGCGGCCGAAUCCUCCGUGUGUGAGAGCCGUGAUCUUCACCACCCAGUCGGGUCAUUUCUGCAGCCACCUUCUGGCUCCCUGGGUUUUCGCCAAGAUCCAAGAACUCAGAAGAGUCAAAGCUCAGCCGACCACUCCUCAGGUUGUCACAUCAACGCCUCCUUCCCCUUCCUCUUCCUCUUCCUCUUCCUCUUCCUCGCUCCUCUCCAUCAUCACACCCACCGCUGCUCCUCCUUCGUCUUCGUCACCUGGACCGUCUUCAUCGUCUUUCUCCUCCUCUUCCUCCACAAUCGCAAGUGAGACGUUUCCUGCAUCCAGAGAUCAGUAG
Poeciliopsis prolifica (blackstripe livebearer) is the source of this 535-nucleotide messenger RNA. RefSeq lists its product as uncharacterized. NCBI's taxonomy places the organism in Eukaryota, Metazoa, Chordata, Actinopteri, Cyprinodontiformes, Poeciliidae. The record is from RefSeq and is a predicted model, not a curated record. Gene Ontology annotation, cellular component: extracellular region. The transcript is spliced from 4 exons. Gene Ontology annotation, molecular function: chemokine activity. The coding region runs from base 65 to 535 and encodes 156 amino acids. Gene Ontology annotation, biological process: immune response.